This is a messenger RNA of Cooperia oncophora, 495 nucleotides long. The record is from the annotation of a GenBank genome assembly. Lineage: Eukaryota; Metazoa; Nematoda; Chromadorea; Rhabditida; Trichostrongylidae.
AUGGGUAUGAGGGCGCAGAUGUCACCGUCAUUUGUUCCAUGUAUGAUGCCAGCGGCGUUAAGUCCACAUAACGUCGAGAUGUAUCGUCAAAUGAUGAUGAUGAACGGCCCAUGUAGUCCAUUAUACGGAAGUAUGGCAGCUGCCGGCAUGAAGAUGGACGUCCCUCUGGCUGCAAACAUGCGAUCAUCCAAUCCACUUAAUCAAAUGAACCAAAUGCGGUUACCAUUCGUUGGCUCACCGAUCACGUCAAUGGCUAACAGUAUGUCGAAUGACGGGUUACGGAGAACACGAGAUGGGAAAGUGAAGAAGGAAGAUCACAUCAAGAAGCCGUUGAAUGCGUUCAUGUGGUUCAUGAAGGAGAAUCGGCCAAAACUCAUGGAAGAACUCGGCUAUAAAGAAAAACAAAGUGCCGAAUUGAACAAAGAACUCGGGCAAACGGUGGCACGAUCUACCCAAGGAAGAACAGCAAAAGUAUUUCGAUAUGGCCCGUGCUGA